AUGGAUGAAAUAGUACAAGACAACUUCAUCCAACAGGAACAUCUCCCCAUUGCAUUCUUCACGCCCCAAACUGAACCUAUGCCGCUGGUGCGUUUUCAAGCCAAUGUGAAAACACGAGGAAUCGGGUUGUGCGUUGCAUACAGCCACCGCGCGUUGGACAGCACGGGUGUUCUGUCCACUGGCGAAAGUGUCGAGGCUUCUAUUCGGCAGCACAUCAGAAGCUUAGCAACAGUUGAGCCAGUGCCGCUAGGGUGGAGACUAUUCUUACUUUCUUUGGACGCAGAUCCGGCCUUAGACCCCUCACAAGAGGCGGUUGGUCGCCGAUUCAAUCUUAAUAUCAGGAAGAUCGCGCUACUAAAACAAUUGAUGGGAGCUAUGUUGGCCCUGGCAAAACUUAUUACUGCGUCGAACGAUGUGGUCUCGGCGUUGGUCGGGGUCUGUGGUAACAAAGCGCGCCACGAGAUUAUACCGGAAUGUGGCUCGGCGCCUAGGGUGAUCAUUGCGGCAAACGUGCGGAGACUAUGCCAAUUGCCACUAAACUAUAUCGGAAAUGUACUUUUGACAGCCGAGGCUAUAGGUCCAAUCACGCGUGAUCUAUCUGACUAUUAA
Molecule: messenger RNA, 609 nt
Organism: Penicillium diatomitis
Lineage: Eukaryota; Fungi; Ascomycota; Eurotiomycetes; Eurotiales; Aspergillaceae
Product: Acetyl-coenzyme A synthetase
Exons: 3
Coding region: 1-609 (202 amino acids)
Source: RefSeq, a predicted model, not a curated record